Ophidiomyces ophidiicola is the source of this 978-nucleotide messenger RNA. RefSeq lists its product as uncharacterized. NCBI's taxonomy places the organism in Eukaryota, Fungi, Ascomycota, Eurotiomycetes, Onygenales, Onygenaceae. The transcript has 2 exons. Bases 1 to 978 code for a protein of 325 amino acids. The record is from RefSeq and is a predicted model, not a curated record. Gene Ontology annotation, molecular function: protein binding.
AUGUCCUACUACCAACACGGUCCCCCGCAGCCCCAGGGCGGCGCUCUCGGCGGCGCGCCUCCGCUGCCACCCGGCUGGACCUCGCAAUGGAGCCCCGAGCACCAGCGACCCUACUACAUCGACCAGUCCACCGGCCGCUCGCAGUGGGAGCCGCCCGCCAUGCCCGCGCCGUCCCCGGCCCCGCCACCACCCAUGAUGUCCUCGCCCGCUCCGCAGAUGCCUCAACAACAGCAACAGCAACAACAACCCAUGCCCUCCCCCGGUGACGCGCAGCGCGCCAUGGGCGGGCCCUCGCCGGGCUACGGCCAGCCGCAGCAGCAACAAGCGCCCAUGGCUUCCGGCGGCGGCGGUCCACCGGGCCCCGCCCCGCCCAUGCCCGCCGGCUGGACGGCCUUCUGGGACUCAAACGUGCGGCGCUGGUACGUCGAGCAGGUCCAGGGCGACCGCGGCGCGCCCGGUGGCGGGUACGGACAGCCAGCGCCACCAUACAGCCAACAGCAGCCGGGCGGUGGGUAUGGAAUGGCGCCGUACGCAGCGGGCGCAGCGGGCAUGGCGGCCGGAGGUAUGGCGGGCGGCAUGGCGGCGGGCGGGUAUCCCGGUGGUGCAGCGGGAGCGGCGCCGGCGGGCGCGGAGGGCGAUAAGAAGGAGAAGGGCGAGAAGGGAGAGAAAGGGGAUAAAGGGGAUAAGGGCGAUAAGGAUAAGAAGAAGGAAGGCAUGGGUAAGGGCGCGGUGGUGGCGGCGGGGAUGGGCGGGCUGGCGGUUGGUGCGCUGGGCGGGGGUCUGGCGGGCGCGUUGCUGUCUGGAGGCGGCAAGAAAUCGUCGACGCACGAGGUCAUCUACACCGACGCGGGCAACAGCUAUCCCAGCUACGGCGGCGGCAACCAGCUGGCCAUUGACGACUACGACGAGCUGCAGGCGCGCCGUCGCGCCGAGCAGGAGGAGUACGAGCAGGCCUGGGACGGGUCCGACUCCGACUGA